Molecule: messenger RNA, 1093 nt
Organism: Pseudogymnoascus destructans
Lineage: Eukaryota; Fungi; Ascomycota; Leotiomycetes; Thelebolales; Thelebolaceae
Gene: DOM34
Product: Translation factor pelota
Exons: 2
Coding region: 41-1093 (350 amino acids)
Biological process (GO): ribosome disassembly; nuclear-transcribed mRNA catabolic process, non-stop decay; nuclear-transcribed mRNA catabolic process, no-go decay
Cellular component (GO): cytoplasm
Source: RefSeq, a predicted model, not a curated record
AAGCCAUCCCUCUCCCACUCAGCACAAGAGCACCAACAAUAUGCGGCUCAUCAAGCAGAAUAUCGAGCGCGACGGUUCGGGGACGGUGGUUCUCCUCCCCGAGGAGCCUGAGGAUAUGUGGCACGCCUACAACCUCAUCUCCCCCCUCGACCUCCUCCGCGCCUCCGCCAUCCGCCGCAUCACCACCGAAUCCGCCACCGGCUCCACCUCCAGCACCCGCGUCCACACCACCCUCGCCAUCCGCGUCACCUCUCUCGACUUCGACGCGCAAGCCGGGCAACUCCACGUCUCCGGCCGCGUCGCCGAGGAAAACAAACACGUCAAAGUCGGCGCGUACCACACCCUCGACCUGGAACUACACCGGAACUUCACCCUGGAGAAGGCCGAGGAGAAUGGGGGGUGGGAUAGCAUUGCCCUGGAUGUUGUCAGGGAGGCGGUUAGGGUCGAUAAGGAGGGCGCGGUGCCGGCGGUGGUGAUGCAGGAGGGGUUGGCGAAUAUUUGUCUGAUUACGGAACAUCAGACUAUCCUGAGGCAGAGAGUUGAGAUCGCUAUUCCGAAAAAGAGGGCGGGGCGCGCGGGCGAUCAUGAUAAGGGGCUUGAGCGCUUCUUUCACGCUGUGCUGGAGACGUUGGGGCGACAUGUAGAUAUCUCGCAGCCGCGGCCGCUGCUGAUUGCUUCCCCUGGCUUUACGGCGGCGGGGUUCGUGGAGUACGUGCUUGAUGAUGCGAGGAGGCGGAAUGAUAAGGCGGUGUUGGGGAAUAAAUCCAAUUUCGUGAUCGUGCACAGUAGUUCUGGGCAUUUACACAGUCUCACCGAGGUGCUGGCCGCGCCGGAGGUGAUGGCGCGGUUGGCGGAUACUAAGUAUGCGAGGGAAACGCGACUGAUGGAGGAGUUUGCGAAGAUGUUGCGGAACGAGGAUGGGCGUGCCUGGUACGGGAAAGGGGAGGUGGAGAAGGCUGUUGCGAAGGGGGCGGUGGGGGUUGGUGGGGGGGUGUUGUUGAUUUCGAAUCAGUUGUUUAGGAGUCAGGUUAUUGGAGAGAGGAAGAGGUGGGUGACGCUCGUGGAUCGGGUGAGGGAGGAGGGGGGGAGGUGA